Molecule: messenger RNA, 1288 nt
Organism: Lactuca sativa (garden lettuce)
Lineage: Eukaryota; Viridiplantae; Streptophyta; Magnoliopsida; Asterales; Asteraceae
Gene: CSP41A
Product: chloroplast stem-loop binding protein of 41 kDa
Biological process (GO): monosaccharide metabolic process
Cellular component (GO): cytosol
Molecular function (GO): UDP-glucose 4-epimerase activity
Source: RefSeq, a predicted model, not a curated record
AAACUGCUGGUUGUGAAGAAGGGCGAGUAUCAAUGGCCACUCUUCUUUCAUCCUCUCUCGUCUUCUCCAAUCUCUCUCGGCCUUCUCUCUCUCCCUCUAUCUCCUCCCUAGCUCUAUCCUCCUCGUUUUCUCUAUCUUCCUCCAUCUCUGUCGCUCCUCACACUGUAUCAUCUUCAUGGAGAAAAAAACCCUCUCUUUCUACCUUCACGGUGAAGGCUAUUGCUUCAGAGAAGAAGAAAGUUGUGAUUGUUAACACAAAUAGCGGUGGGCAUGCUGUGAUUGGCUUCUAUUUCGCUAAGCAGCUUUUGAGUUCUGGGCAUGAUGUCACCAUUCUUACCGUUGGUGAUGAGAGCUCUGAUAAGAUGAAGAAGCCUCCAUUCACCAGAUUCUCUGAAAUUGUGGAUGGUGGUGGUAAAACGGUAUGGGGUGAUGUUGGUGCAAUUGGGACAGUUUUGGAGGGAUUGACAUUUGAUGUUGUUUUGGAUAACAAUGGCAAAGAUUUGGAUGCUGUGAGGCCAGUGGCAGAUUGGGCUAAGAGUGCAGGCGUAGGACAGUUUUUGUUCAUAAGCAGCGCCGGAAUUUAUAAGCAAACCGAAGAGCCACCACAUGUGGAAGGGGAUGCGGUGAAAUCCGAUGCGGGUCACGUUUUAGUAGAAAAAUACCUGUCGGAGGUUUUCGAAAACUGGGCCAGCUUUCGCCCACAAUACAUGAUUGGCUCCGGCAACAACAAAGACUGUGAAGAGUGGUUCUUUGAUCGUAUUGUGAGGGGGAGGCCGGUUCCAAUUCCAGGGUCGGGAAUGCAGCUAACAAACAUCUCACACGUAAGGGAUUUAUCGUCCAUGCUAACAAAAGCGGUUGAGAAUCCAAGUGCUGCAAGUGGGAAUAUCUUCAACUGUGUUAGCGAUCGAGCCGUCACACUAGACGGAAUGGCUAAACUAUGUGCUAAAGCAGCAGGAUUGCCCGUUGAGAUCCUGCACUACGAUCCCAAAUCCAUUGGGACUGAUGCAAAGAAAGCUUUUCCUUUUCGUAAUAUGCAUUUUUAUGCGGAACCCAGGGCUGCAAAGGACAUUUUAGGAUGGGAAAGCAGCACCAAUUUACCGGAGGAUUUGAAAGACAGAUUUCAAGAGUAUGUCAAGAUUGGGAGAGACAAAAAGACCAUCAAAUUUGAUAUCGAUGAUAAGAUAUUAGAAUCCCUUAAAAUCCCGGUUCCUGUCUGAUCACCAACAGUUCUAUGUUCCUUCAAAUUUCCCAUUCUUAUAAAUGUCAUCAGAUUGUUUUUUGCCUAAUA